Messenger RNA from Talaromyces proteolyticus, 2004 nucleotides. RefSeq lists its product as uncharacterized. Lineage: Eukaryota; Fungi; Ascomycota; Eurotiomycetes; Eurotiales; Trichocomaceae. Bases 76 to 1794 code for a protein of 572 amino acids. The transcript is spliced from 3 exons. The record is from RefSeq and is a predicted model, not a curated record.
AAUAAUAUUUAUUCAAGAGGACCCUCUUGCCAACAUUAAAUCAGGGUUAUCCAGCAUCUAGCCAGAUCAACCCGCAUGAUGGUGUUUUUGUCAGCUAUCUUUGUCCUUUGCUGGGCCUCAAUUUUUACCGCUGUCACCGCGGCAUCAGUAGGAGAUGUCGCUCUUCAAACUCGCAAUGGCGACGCAGAUACUGUCGAUGCUGUAGCGAGAGCUCUGCGUGCGGCUAGACUGCAUCGGAGAGAUCACACAUAUACAAUGAACCAAACGUCGCUGGCAAAAAGCUGGACUAAUGCGACGCUUUUCUCAAUUGACAUAAGCGCUAGCAGUGAUUUCGGAAAAGGUGGAACAUUGGAUGCUGACGCUGGCAUUGCAAUUAUCUGUGCGACUUGCUACAUAAAUGGCUCUGUCAAAGGCUCAUUAACAAUAAACGACCAUUUCAACCUCACCCAGGCCAUUAACAUCGCAGGGAAUGAGGUUAAAAAUGUUACAAACUCUGCACUGAGCACGUUGAAAAACUACACCGAGACAGUCGCUAAAGAUAUCUCUACGCUUCAAUUGUCGGAAAUCCCGGCCUGGCCGACAUUAGAUGUCGACUUCAAUGAUGCCAAUUUGACCAGUCUUCCUAGCGUGCAUGGGCAUUUCGAGUUCGAUGAGCUCGAGCUAUACCUAGAUCUAGAACUCCAGAUGUCCGCCGGAGCCACGUACACUUUGAACCUCUUUACCUCUGAGACAGAAGCCGGGUUCUCCAUCCCACACUUGGAAGCCGGUGCGGUCUUGAGUGCUACGCUGAUUCUUAUUUCCAAGGCUGAGAUAGAUAUUAGCGGCGGUAUCCAUAUAAAAGUAGACGACGGUCUCGCGCUAGAUCUGGAGCUGUUUAACAAAAACACAUCUGGAAUAACACUACCUGGCGCACAAUUUGAGUUCCUUCCUAUCACCAUCGAUGGCCAUGGGUCUAUCCAGGCAUUGCUCCAGUUGGAAAUCAACCUCGGGUUCCAGCUCGUUUCCCCCAAAGUUUCACCGCUGUUGACCGCUAGCACGGGGGUUACAGCCAACGUAUUUGCGUAUGUGGCUGACUUCCUUGUCGAAGUCGACGGAUCCUCAACCGAUGACUGCGAACUUGCCGCCGUCGCCGAGUACACCCUUGCACUUGGCGCCGCUGCAGGGGCAACAGUCGCCAUCGACACAUACCAAUGGGGUCCAACUCCAAAUACGACGACCCCGGUUUGGUACACGACACUGGCAAGCAUUUGUGCGGAUAGGAAGACUGCUAGUACCACGACUUCGGCCACGGCCGUAGACGUCACUGCACGAGCAGCCUUGCAACCGCGAGACACGCUUGUCACAACGACUGUAUCGACAACAGACUCUUAUACCAUCGUCAACUGUCUAUCGACAGGACUGAUCAAUUGUCCACCCAACUUGCAGAACACUACCUCGGUCAAGCAGACGCUGACUUCGGUUCUCACUGUGCCGUCUGGUUCCUCGGCUACGUAUCCUACCAGUACGUAUGCAUCUGUCACAAGCGCUAUUCCUUUCGGAUCGAAAGUUUUCUCCAUAACUCCAACCAGCGGCACGCCAAUGUCUUAUACUCCGCCAAAGUCUACAUCAUCUAGUAGUAGUGGUGGCGGCGGUGGCAGUGGCCGCGGCGGUAGUGGUGGUGGUAGUGGUGGUGGUAGUGGUGGUGGUGGUGAUAGUGGAGGUGGAGGAGGGCUUUCGCAUCGUGACCAGUUGAUUAUUGGGUUAACAGUUGGACUGGGUGUGCCGUUUCUGGCCAUCAUAAUUGCUGGACUGUGAGUUUUAUUACCCGUAUCAUCAUUUAUUGAAACAUGAAAGAAACCUAACAAACUGUUCGAACAGGUGGUUCAUUUUCAAACGCAGAAAGUACUCUCCUGUCCCGCAACCAGAGACGAGCGAAAACUUCAAUUCUCCGAGGUCUGAAAUCGGGAAAACCCCUACUUUGGUCACUUCUCCAGCUACUUGAGUCAGGACAGCCUUGUUUGUAGC